Molecule: messenger RNA, 1800 nt
Organism: Leishmania mexicana MHOM/GT/2001/U1103
Lineage: Eukaryota; Euglenozoa; Kinetoplastea; Trypanosomatida; Trypanosomatidae
Product: putative serine/threonine protein phosphatase 2A regulatory subunit
Exons: 1
Coding region: 1-1800 (599 amino acids)
Biological process (GO): protein dephosphorylation
Cellular component (GO): protein phosphatase type 2A complex; cytoplasm
Molecular function (GO): protein binding; protein phosphatase regulator activity
Source: RefSeq, a predicted model, not a curated record
AUGGAGCAGUUCGACUCGGUCAAGACGAUGAUCGACAACCUCCGCUCCGAGGACCCGGAGGCGCGCCUGAGCAGCAUGCGCGGUAUUCACCUCAUCAGCACCACGCUGGGCCCCGAGCGUACUCGCGACGAACUCCUCUUGUACCUCACGGACUACCUCGACGACAACGACGAAGUGCUGCGCGUGUUCGCGAACGCGCUGGGGACGAUGCUACCGGAGGUGGGAGGCGUAGAGUACACCAGCAGUCUUCUGGCUCCACUGGAGAUCCUGGGUAGCCUCGACGAAGUCACCGUACGCGACGAGGCUGUCGCAUCGCUCCAGCUCAUUGGCAGCCAACUCUUCUCGCCGGGCAGCACCACCGGCAGCAGCGGUACGUCUUCGGUCGACAACAAGCGCAAGGACUCGAAUGCGAAGGCACAAGGUGAAUUCAUAGGCAUGGUCCGACGCCUCGGCGAAGGGAUGCCGCAGUGUCGCAGCACCGCCUGCUCGCUCAUCUCCAUCGUCUACCCCUGCGCCGACGCCAGCACGCGCACUGAAUUGAUGAAGCUCUUCCAGAAGCUGUGCGCAGAUGACGAGAUCCUCGUUCGGCGCGCCGCAUGCAUUGCCAUGGGCAAACACCUCGCCGGCGUCCUUGGUCCGAAGGGGUGCUCGGAGCUGGUGCCGGUGCUGAACGCGUUUGCCAAGGACGAGAGCGACGGCGUGCGCCUGCAGGCGGUGGCGACGUGCUCGUCCCUGCUGCAGGUGCUCCCUGAGACGCAGCACUCAGCCAUCCUCUUAGCGGUUCGCUCGCUCUCGUCGGACAGCUCGUGGCGCGUCCGCUACAUGACGGCAGACUCGUUAGGCAAUCUCGCGGCCGCUCUCUCGCCACCGGACGUCGUGAAGUAUGCUGUGCCGGUGUUUCGCUCCCUGUGCCAGGACUCAGAGCCGGAGAUCCGUGCGUCAGCGGUGUUCAACAUGGCGAACGUGCUUGCCGCUUGCCGAGACGCGACUGGCAAGAAGGAUAUCCUCGUGACCGGGACUCGACUUGUCUCUGACGACGUCAGCCACGUCCGCAUGAGCCUCGCGAGCGCGGUGCUGAAGUCUGUCGCGCACGUGGCAAAGGACCUCUGGGGCACUACCAUCGUCCCAGCGUGCACCGCACUGCUGCGGGACGCGGAGGCGGAUGUGCGACUGGCACUCGUGUCUGGUUUUAGCUCCAUGGGCAACACCCCAGAGGCGAAGGAGCUGGCGCCAAGCCUGGUCCCUGUUGUCAUCCACCUCGCUGCGGAUUCAAAAUGGCGUGUGCGGGAGGUGGUUGUCGCACAGGUGCCCUACGUGAUCACCUCGCUGGGGCGGAGCGCGGAGCAGGUGCUGCAGGUAUGCGUCAUCCGUCUGACCGACCGCGUAGCCGCCAUCCGUGACGCCGCAGUGCAGUCGUGCUGCAAGCUGGUGGCCGAGCACGGGAGUGGGUGGGCCGCCUCGACGCUCCUGCCACAAGUGCAGACUCUCGUGACCGACUCUAACUACCUCCAUCGAGUCGCGCUCUGCCAUCUGUACGCGGCCCUUGCGAACGUCGCCGCUUUCGACGCGGCAACAUGUGAGUCGGCGGUGUGGCCGCAGCUUGUCAUACUGCACAAGGACGCCGUGCCAAAUGUGCGUCUGAACGUGGCCAAGGCGAUCAUGGCGCUCAGCCGCGCUGACAAGAUCCCCUCGCGAGUGGCGAAGUCGGUGCUGAGGACCCUUAGUGAAGACGCUGAGGUGGACGUGUGCGACGCGGCGGUAGCGGCACCGGCGCUGAAGUCCUCCAUGGCGAAGAAGUAG